CCCAGAGGGGAAGAGGGACAGCAUGAGUGUGAAUGCUGAUGGGGAUAGCAACGCGUGGAGCAACAGAGCUGCAGAAUCCUGAAUCCAGCAGAUGGAGACUCCGUGUCCUUGUUUUGUGGUGAUCUGUGGAAGCAACAUGCAGCUCGCGCCUCUGCCUCGAACUGCUGCAGUGGAGGAGUAAAUGCGGAGCCCAGCACUGCUCCAGGUGAUCCACAGCAGCCCAGCCCGGCAGACUGCUCCCUCCUCAGCCUUCCCUCUCCUCCUCCUUUUCCUCCUUCUCCUUUUCCACCUCCUCAUCCUCUUCCUCCUCCACCACCUCCUCUUUUUCCUCCUCCUCCUCCUCUUCUUCCUCCUAUGUCACUGCUCCAUUCCUCUGAGGGCUUUGGAAAGAGAUAAGAAAGGAUCAGAAAAGCAGAGGAGAAAUCCUGCUUUCCCCCCCUCCGUUCUCAGAUGUGACACACCUCUGCCCGACUGUCCGCCGCUUCCCUGUCAUCGUGUGAAGACACGCCGCAUAUGUGCUCAAAUGUCUCCGGAACAUAGACUCGCUACUAGACCAGAAGACUUCAUCUUGGUCUCUGUCUCGAAAGUUCAAUGAAGGCAGACGCCUCCCUCCAUCCAGGAACAUGAAGGGCUUAUCGGGCAGCCGCUCCCAACAUCAGAUUCCUCUACCCCACGGCUUGGACUAUGAUCCCCACGUUCAUGACAUCCACACCCACCAUGGCGCUGAGUCCCGCCACCCAUCCUACCUGCUCAGCCCCACAGAGAGCUGCCCUAUGGACUUCCACCACCGCUACUCACCACGCAGCUCCAUCCACUCCGACUGCAUGAUGAUGUCCCCUGUCAUGAUGCCCCCAGCUGCUGCAUCUGACCACAUCUCCAGUAGCACCUUCCCCAGAAUGCACUACAGCUCUCAGUAUUAUGACUCAGCCACACGGGACGACUGCGCUGCCAUCACAGCCUCCGCCACAUCCCCAGCUGUUGCGGCUGCUGCAGCUGCAGCAGCUGCCUCUUCCCACCAUGCUGGCACCAAGAGCAACCGCCUUCCUGCUAAUCUCCUGGACCAGUUUGAGAAACAACUGCCACUGCACCGUGACGGCUUCCACACUCUACAAUACCAGCGCACCUCCACCACCACCGAGCAACGCAGUGAGAGUCCCGGCCGCAUUCGACACCUUGUUCAUUCAGUCCAAAAGCUCUUCACCAAGUCCCACUCACUGGAGGGAUCGUCCAAGAUGAAUGGCACAAAAGGUGACAUUGUAGGAGGGGGUUAUCACCAUCAUGGCCACCACUCCACAAAACACGGUAGCAAGAGGAGCAAGAGCAAAGAACGUAAGCACCGCUCUGGUGGCUGGUGGAGCUCAGAUGACAACCUGGAUAGUGACAGCACCUAUCGCACACCCAGUGUCAUGUCACGGCACCAUGGGGAACAUGUCGGCCACUACCACCCAGAUUCCAUGCACAGCCACCACUUCGGAGACCUGUCACUCAAGACCUCAAAGAGUAACAAUGAUGUCAAGUGCUCAGCAUGUGAGAGUAUGGCCAUGGGACCCGAGGGCAAGUUCAUGAAGAGGAGCUCCUGGUCGACUCUAACAGUCAGCCAGGCCAAAGAGGCCUACAGGAAGUCAUCGCUUAAUUUAGAGAAACCCAUGAUGUACACGGACCUCAAGUCAUCGCGGACAUGUCAUUACCUGCAGGUGCCCCAAGACGAGUGGAGUGGAUACCCAGGUGAGAAGGAUGACGAGAUCCCAUGUCGGCGGAUGCGAAGCAGUAGCUAUGUUAAAGCAAUGGGAGAGGUGGAUGAUGAAAGUGGGGACUCUGACACCAGCCCUAAGACCUCUCCACAAAAGAUCAUUCGGUCAGAUGCUCUUGUCCUCAAAUCAGCCAUGCAGAGACCCCAUUUAGACUCCCACAGCCAGGGCUACCACUUGCAAACCACAAGAGAUAUACAGCCCCACCCUAGUGUCACGCUGGACCCUGCCACCUUUCAUCCCCCGCCCUUCCGCUCUCGCAACCAGAGCUACAUGCGCGCCGUCAGCACCCUCAGUCAGGCUAGCUGCGUCAGCCAGGUGAGUGAGACUGAGAUCAAUGGCCAGUUUGAGUCAGUUUGCGAGUCCGUUUUUAGUGAAGUAGAAUCCCAGGCCAUGGAGGCCUUGGACCUGCCUGGUUCGUUCCGCACUCGAAGCCACAGUUACCUCCGUGCAAUUCAGGCUGGUUAUUCCCAAGAUGACGACUGCUUGCCUUCAAUGACAUCCUCCACUGUCACUUCAACUCUCAGAUCCACAACAGGCCUCCGUAGCUUAGCUGGGGGGCGUAGAGAGUACGGUAGGUCUGGGAUUCAGUUUCGUCUCCCUACUUCCUGCAGCGUGGAUCGUGCUCAGCCACCUCCAGCGGUAUCAUAUCCUCCCAGUUACAAGAAGACUCCACCUCCUGUGCCCCCGCGCACCACCACCAAGCCUCUUAUCUCUGUAACAGCCCAGAGCAGUACAGAGUCCACCCAAGAUGCCUACCAUGAGGGCAGGCAUCCACGGGGUGGUCUGUGGACCACAGACAGUCUCGGCCGUCCCAUCUACAGCUCCAUGGACAGCCUGGACAGCACCAAGGCGGUUACCAUGGCCAUGGAGUCAGCAGCAAGCAAGAGGCAUGCGUCGUUAGGCAGCCACACCUCGGUCCAGACAUGCGACAAAGCAGUGCUGGUGUCCAAGGCUGAGGAGUACCUCAAAACCCCACGUUCCUCUAUUGGGAUACAGGUGGAAACUGUGACAGACUCUGAGACUGACACUAAAGGCCUUCCUCAGUUCCAUUCUAUAGGGAUCCAGGUGGAGGAUAAAAAACGGCAUGGGAGGUUCAAGCGCUCCAACAGUGUGACCACUGCAGUGCAAGCAGACAUGGAGUUGGAGGGAUUUCCCUCCAUGGAGGAUAAAGGUUUGCAGUUCGGUGGUGCCUUCGGCCGCCACUCUGAGCCCAGCACGCCAACACAGUAUGGAGCGAUCCGUACGGUGCGCACGCAGGGCCUUUUCAGUUACAGGGAGGACUACCGGCCUUCCAGUGGGCCACCCAGCCCGCAGCCUGAACCCUGGCUGGUUGAACCCAGCCUGGAGAGCACCGACACAGGCCGAGUAUCCCCCCUCCGCAGGGACGGCAGCUGGUUUAUGCAGCUCCUUCACAACGAGACCAAGCGGUUGGAGGCAUGGUGCAAAGAGAUGGAGGCAGAGGCAGAGGAGCAUGACAUGUCAGAGGAGAUCCUAGGAAAAAUCCGAAGUGCAGUUGGGAGUGCUCAGUUAUUAAUGUCUCAAAAGUUUCAGCAGUUUUACUGGCUAUGCCAGCAGAAUCUGGACCCCAGUGCCAUGCCCAGACCCACAUCUCAGGACCUGGCUGGAUUCUGGGACCUUUUGCAACUUUCCAUCGAUGACGUCACUGCCAAGUUUGAUGAGCUGCAGCAGAUUAAGAGCAACCAGUGGCAGCUGGUGGAGAGCCCAGAGAAGAAGGAGCGGAAGUGGCCACCCCCUCUGCCAAAAAGGUCAGCCAAGGGGCGUGGCGGUGUGACGCGGGAACGCUCUCUGGACCUUCAGGACCGCCAGCGACAGGAAGCCCGCAGACGCCUCAUGGCUGCCAAAAGAGCAGCUUCUUUCAGACAGAACUCGGCCACAGAGAGGGCAGACAGCAUCGAGAUCUACAUCCCUGAAGCCCAGACGCGGCUUUGAGGUCCACGGAUUCAUCCUCAGCUCCCCUCGUGCACCUCCACCCGACACCAGCACGUGGCGCCACAUUCAGCCCCCUUGUGCUGUCAACUAUUGUCGCUGCUUAUCCAUGUUUCCAUCUGUUGUAAUACCCUGGGUUGUCUCUACUGAAUCUACACUAAGCAAAUAUUUCACCUGUAGAAACCAAAAGUGUCUCCAGAACAGUAAAAACUGGACAACAGAUCAUUUCCCUCUUGGUUUUUUUUGGUCAUUUGUUUGGCUAAUGAUGAUCUUGGGCCAGCUGAAUUGGUGAUGAUAGUAUGGUGUUUAUGCACGGAUGUGGAUAUUUAAAAUAAGAACAACAACAGCAAAAAAAAAAAAAAAACUCAUAAAAAGUCAGUUACAUCUCUGCCAUUUGGAGCGGCUAAAACAGAA
Messenger RNA from Pelmatolapia mariae (spotted tilapia), 4112 nucleotides. RefSeq names its product discs, large (Drosophila) homolog-associated protein 2b (gene dlgap2b). Gene Ontology annotation, molecular function: molecular adaptor activity. The record is from RefSeq and is a predicted model, not a curated record. Gene Ontology annotation, cellular component: postsynaptic specialization; glutamatergic synapse. The coding region runs from base 624 to 3701 and encodes 1025 amino acids. NCBI's taxonomy places the organism in Eukaryota, Metazoa, Chordata, Actinopteri, Cichliformes, Cichlidae. Gene Ontology annotation, biological process: signaling. The transcript has 13 exons.